AUGAAAUAUGUUAUGGCGAUUAUUAAUAAAUAUGAUUAUUAUAAUAGUGAACGACUUAAAAAUAUCUUUGAGAUUGAAAAAUUAUACGAUAGUUUGUCUAUCGUAAAACGAGGUGAAAAUUUUAAUCUUCAAGGCUUAUUAAGCGGGAAUAAACUUGGUAUGUAUCAUAGAUAUUGCUUAUUCGCUUCUUAUCCUGGAGUCUGGAAUUCCGUAAAAGCAGAUAUUAUUCCCGACGAAAAUAAAUACUUAGGUAUAACUACUCGCAAAGUGAAAAACCUUCAAACUCGGGAUCAAUUCAAUCUGUGGCGUAAUAAUAUUAUCACAAUGUAUAAAAAAGAAAAAAACUUUGAUAUGCUCUACCUCUAUCAAAGAGGAUAUGAAUAUGAAGAAUAUUAUAUUCCGGGUGAUUGGAUAAGUUUCAAGAAACAUCAAUUACAACAAAGAUUGAGUAAUCAUCUUAAAGAGUUGUUAAAAGAACAAGGCUAUAGAGUAGUUUGUGGGAGAUCUUGGUAUGUUAUGGUAAAAUGGAUUGAGAAUCCAGAUUAUUAUGCAAAUCUCACAUAUCCGAAUAUCGUUAGAAUAUAA
Molecule: messenger RNA, 585 nt
Organism: Entrophospora sp. SA101
Lineage: Eukaryota; Fungi; Glomeromycota; Glomeromycetes; Entrophosporales; Entrophosporaceae
Source: the annotation of a GenBank genome assembly